ACCAUUUACAUCAACCAAAAAAGAAAGCAAUUAAUCAAUUGUUUAACUAAGCAAUGAUGAGGCUUUACUUGCUUUUUGGCCUUUCCUUGGCUCUCCUCAUGUCAGGGGCUCACAUGGCAACCCUCAACAUCAGAAACAACUGUCCAUACACUAUCUGGCCAGGAACCCUUACUGGCGGUGGUGGAGCUCAAUUACCAAACACUGGAUUCGAGUUAGCCCCCCAAGCAUCAAACUCCAUUAACGUUCCUGCUCCAUGGACAGGCAGGCUCUGGGCUCGAACACAAUGCUCAACCUCCUCAGGGAGCUUCAGUUGUGCCACUGCAAACUGUGGCUCUGGCCAGGUCGCUUGUAACGGAGCAGGUGCAGUCCCUCCAGCAUCCCUCGUAGAGUUCACUCUAGCAGCAAACGGAGGACAAGAUUUCUACGAUGUCAGCCUUGUAGAUGGCUUUAACUUGCCAGUUUCAAUAACCCCACAAGGCGGUUCCGGUCCAACCUGCACCACGACUAGCUGUGCGGCAAAUGUAAACUCAGUUUGCCCAUCAGAGCUGGCUGUGAGAGGAUCUGAUGGCAAUAUCAUAGCGUGCAAAAGCGCUUGCGUAGCUUUCAAUCAGCCUCAGUACUGUUGCACUGGUGAUUUUGAUUCACCGGAGACAUGUCAACCCUCAAACUACUCCAGGAUCUUCAAGGGUCAGUGCCCUCAGGCUUACAGUUACGCUUAUGAUGAUCCAAGUAGCACUUUCUCCUGCACUGGUGGACCUAAUUACCUUAUCACUUUCUGUCCAUGAGACCUUACAAGCUGGAAGAAGCUCUAUUGCUUUUCAUAUAUUUUAUGAUUUUAGAAUAAAAACAUUACUGCUGGUUUUGAAAUAAACAUUAAAACCUUCUUGGUUUUAAUUGUAUGUGAUCAAGAUGUAUGGAACAAUGAAUGAAAUUUAACGUAGGAAAAUAUUGUUUUGCAGCCAGUUGCAAUUAUAACAUUCUCCCUAAUAAUAUUCAUAGGUUUGAAAUUGUGAUUGUAAUCGUAAUAAGGUAAUGUCAGCGCCUUCUCGCAUUCUACCCAGAUGUGUGAUCAGUAUUCUAAGCAAUAGUUACUUAUGAUUUUAUUUAAUAA
Theobroma cacao (cacao) is the source of this 1111-nucleotide messenger RNA. Its product is annotated as thaumatin-like protein 1b. Lineage: Eukaryota; Viridiplantae; Streptophyta; Magnoliopsida; Malvales; Malvaceae. The record is from RefSeq and is a predicted model, not a curated record.